UUUGGAUUUCAGUUUCACUUUCCUUUCUUUCUGAUGGGAAGCCACUGAUCUCGGCAGAACUUUCUGUCUCCAAACUGUGGCUGUUUCACAAAUCAGACAGAGCAGCUGAAUACUCCACUUAAGUCCCAUCCAAAUCUUAAAAACUGAUACAGAACAAUGGCAGUGACAACCAAACUGACAUGGAAGGAGGAAAGGAGUCUGCAAAAGCUACUUGGAAAUAUUUCCUUGAGACUUCUUUAUAAGUCUAGUGUCCAUGGAAAUAACAUUCAAAAUAUGAAUAAUAAGUGCAUUGGUCAAGGACCCACUAUAACAAUGAUUUAUCUUCCUGAAUAUACUUUUGGGAUCUUUAUUCUUGGGCAUUAUCCUGAAAUGGGUAAAAACUUUAAAGAGCCAAAUAAUUCCUUCUUUUUUUCAUUUCGAAAGAAUGAAACAAUGAAAAUGACAACUGCAUUUUUAAACUCAACAUUAAAAAUUACUAGUGAAGAACUGAGAUUUGAUUUUGCUGAAUUUUGGAGUUUGCAUAUAUUAUCAAGAAAUAAAAAUAUUUGUAUACCUAAGUUUUUAGAGGAAGAAUUAGGACUUCCAUCUGACCUUUCCUGCAGAUAUUCGGAAUGUGAAGUUUUUCGAGUUGAAGGAAUUAAGGAUGAUGCAGGCUACAUAAGCAGGAUAACAGAAGCCACACAGCACAGAAAUAGUCUCCUAGAAGACCUCAGAGACUACAAGCCCUAUGCAGACUUGGUAUCAGAAAUCCGUAUUCUUUUGUUGGGUCCAGUUGGGUCUGGAAAAUCUAGUUUUUUCAAUUCAGUGAAGUCUAUUUUCCAAGGCCGUUUGAGUCGCCAAGCCAUCGUGGGUUCUGACAUCACUAGCAUUACUGAACAGUACAGGAUAUAUUCUAUUAAAUAUGGAAUAGAUGGUGAAUCUCUGCCAUUUAAGUUGUGUGACUCCAUGGGGCUGGGCGAGAAAGAGGGAGUAGGAUUGUGUGUGGAUGACAUACCGCACAUCUUAAAAGGCUGCGUGCCCGACAGAUAUCAGUUUAGUCCUCAUAAACCAAUUACACCCAAGCAUCCUGCAUUCAUCACCUCUCCAUCACUAAAAGACGGAAUUCACUGUGUGGCUUAUGUCUUUGACAUCAACUCUAUGGACAAUCUCUCCUUUGAAAUGCGGGCAAAGCUCAUACAAGUUCAGAAAGAAGUAUUGAACCACGGUGUCGCACAGGUAGCCUUGCUUACUAAAGUGAAAAACAGCAAUGAAGUUCUUGAAAACAACUUCUCAAAGAUGAGUAAAUCUAUGAUUUCUCAAAGCCAGAUAAUAAUUGCCAGCGAGCUGCUAGGCAUUCCUGUUUCUAAAAUCUUCGUGGUUGAAAAUUAUGCUUCAGAGCAGGAGAUGGACCCCGUAAAGGACAUUCUGAUCCUGUCUGCGCUGAAGCAGAUGUUGAGAGCUGCAGAUGACUUCUUAGAGGAUCUGCCUCUUGAAUAAACAGGAGAGAAGACUUGGACAGAAUGAAAUGCUGGAGAGAAAUAAAGGAGGGAGAAUGUUUCACUUAUCUCUGGAUGAAAAUAUGAAUUGAAGUUAAUUGAAAAGAACAAGUAUUUCUCAAGGACUUACAUCUUGUUUCUCCAAAAAAAAAUAGUUUUUCCUUUAAUGAACUCAGGCCUGAUUUUCAUUAAUUGAAUUCCAAACCAUCCUAGCCAUGUUUCCAAAGUAGAAUGAUCAAAUAAGAUUACUAGUGCAAGUCAAAGAAAAUGGAAUAUUAUUCAGCCCUAAAAGGAAGGAAAUCCUGUCAUUUUAGACAAAAAUGGAUGGACUAGGACAUUAUGCUAAGUGGAAUGGGUCAAACAGGAAAGACUAAUACUGUAUGAUAUCAUUUAUACGUGGGAUCUAAAAAAGCCAAACUCAUAGAAACAGAUAGUGGAAUGGUGGUUGCCAGGGGCUGAGGGGUGGGGAAAAUACAGGGGAUGCUGGCUAAAGAGUACAAAUUUCCAGUUGUAAGAUGAAUGAGCUCUGGGGAUCUAAUGUACAGCAUGGUGACUAUAGUUAACAGUCCAGUAUUGUAUACUUGAAAAUUGCUAAGAGAGUAGCUCUGAAAUGUUCUCACCUCACAUACAAAAAAAGGUAAUGGCUUGAGGGGAUGGAAGUGUUAACUUACUUUAUUAUGGUAAUCAGUUCACAACAUAUAUGUGUAUUAAGUCAUCAUGUUGAAUACCUUAAAAUUACAUAAUGUUAUAUAUUAAUUAUAUCUUAAUAAAGCUUGACAAAAAGUAAAAA
Vicugna pacos (alpaca) is the source of this 2265-nucleotide messenger RNA. It is a transcript of the gene IFI44L, whose product is annotated as interferon induced protein 44 like. The record is from RefSeq and is a predicted model, not a curated record. Gene Ontology annotation, biological process: immune response. NCBI's taxonomy places the organism in Eukaryota, Metazoa, Chordata, Mammalia, Artiodactyla, Camelidae.